Messenger RNA from Tauraco erythrolophus (red-crested turaco), 1450 nucleotides. The record is from RefSeq and is a predicted model, not a curated record. Lineage: Eukaryota; Metazoa; Chordata; Aves; Musophagiformes; Musophagidae.
CCGUCAGCCUGAGCCACCAAAGAAGGAGAAGGAGGCAACCACAAUUACCACCACCCAGUCGAAGAGAGCGGAUGAAUGGAAGGACCCAUGGCGCCGAUCCAAGUCCCCCAAAAAGAAACUCGGUGUCUCCGUCUCUCCCAGCCGUGCACGUAGGCGCAGAAAAACCUCUGCUUCUUCAGCUUCGGCUUCUGGCUCUUCAAGGUCCUCUUCUCGUUCAUCCACCUAUUCUGGUUCAGGUUCCUCGCGAUCUCGUUCCAGAUCAUCAUCAUACAGCUCUUACUCUAGUCGCUCUUCAAGACACAGCUCUUUCUCAGGCAGCAGGUCCAGAUCACGGUCCUUCUCAUCUUCACCCUCUCCUUCUCCAACACCGUCUCCGCACAAGCCGCUCGCAAAGGCGAAAGGGGAGCUGUUACCACCUGCUGGUAAAGGUGAAAAAGCUGUGAAGAAAUUAGCUGCCCUUCCAGUCCCUCAGCCACUCACUAAAAUUACAACAGCUGCACCGGAGCCAGCCAAACCAGGCGAUAAUCGAGAGGCAAGAAGGAAGGAACGUCAGACAAGGACUCCACCCAGAAGGCGGACUGUCAGCGGCAGCAUCAGCGGCAGUGCCAGCAGCUACAGUGGUUCCAGUUCCCGAUCUAGGUCCUUGUCUCGAUCUCUCUCCAGAUCUCAUUCCAGAUCGUCGUCUGCCUCAGUUUCCCACUCCCCGUCUGGGUCCAGGAAAUCCAGGUCCCUGAGCGUGAGCAGCGUUUCUUCUGUCUCUAGUGCCUCCUCUAGCAGCAGCUCUGUACGCAGCGCCGACUCCGAAGACAUGUACGCAGACUUGGCCAGUCCUGUUUCCUCAGCCAGCUCCCGAUCCCCAACCCCAGCGCAGCAGAAGAAAGGUAGAGGAAAGUCAAAAAAAGAAGACAGUGCUAAAGAGGAAAAGCGGAAACGGGAUGUGCCCGCUCAGCUCCUGAAAUCAGCCAAGCCCAGCCAGGGGAGUAAAUCCCAGCAGCUCCUCCAGACCCAGCAGCCCUCGGCCCCCCAGUCUCAGCAGGGGGGCUUCAGCGCGCACAAAGAGAUCAAACUGACGCUCUUGAAUAAGGCAGCUGACAAAGGAAGCAGGAAGAGAUACGAGCCGGCAGACAAAGACAGGCCGACCUCUCCUCCAGCCAAUUUUUUGCCGCAGGAGGGGGGGGGGCCAUCGGCCGUGCCGGGGACUCCUGGCCUGGCCGGGUUCCUGCUCUGCCGCUCGAGGCGGUGCCGGAGCUCUCGUGACAGGAAGGCGACCGGGAGACUCUCUUCACCCAAGCAGGAGCGGCAGAGGGGCCAGAACCCAAAACCUUCUCCUGCACAGACAGACAGGGGCAAGUCCAGCACCCUGUCGCGACGGGAGGAGCUCCUGAAGCAGCUCAAGGCGGUGGAAGAUGCCAUCGCUCGCAAGCGGGCCAAAAUCCCGGGGAAAGUAUAG